AGUUCUCUGAGGUGGAGUGAUAAAAAAAUCAUGUGUGGUUCAUGAGAGUAUUACAUGUUCAUUUUUUUCUCCUCUUUUUGGGCUUUUCUGGUUUUUGGCAUGAUGCUACGUAAUUAUUUCAAAAAUUUCCUUUUGGUCAAUCCCAAAUCUGCCAGCUUGUUGUAUCUUAUUUAUUGGGGAAAAUGAGAUGGUUGCUUGAAUGUUUGCUUGGCUGAAGAAGAAAUAAAAGCAGAGCAGGACGUAGUGGAAGGGAUGGAUAUCUCCACUCGAUCCAAAGAUCCUGGCUCUGCUGAACGUACAGCUCAAAAAAGGAAGUUUCCAAGUCCGCCACACUCUUCUAAUGGUCAUUCCCCUGAAGAUUCAUCAACAAGCCCAAUUAAAAAGAAAAAGAAACCUGGCUUAUUGAACAGCAAUAAUAAAGAACAGUCAGAACUAAGACAUGGUCCGUUUUACUAUAUGAAGCAGCCACUCACCACAGACCCUGUUGAUGUUGUACCGCAGGAUGGACGGAAUGAUUUCUAUUGCUGGGUUUGUCAUCGGGAAGGCCAAGUCCUCUGCUGUGAACUCUGCCCUCGGGUUUAUCAUGCUAAGUGUCUGAAACUGACAGCGGAGCCAGAGGGGGAUUGGUUUUGCCCAGAAUGUGAGAAAAUUACUGUAGCAGAAUGCAUAGAAACACAGAGUAAAGCUAUGACAAUGCUCACUAUUGAACAGCUAUCCUACUUGCUCAAGUUUGCACUACAAAAAAUGAAACAGCCAGGGACAGAGCCAUUUCAAAAGCCAGUUUCACUGGACCAGCAUCCAGAUUAUGCAGAAUACAUCUUUCAUCCAAUGGACCUUUGUACGUUAGAAAAGAAUGUUAAAAAGAAGAUGUAUGGUUGCACUGAAGCCUUUCUGGCUGAUGCCAAAUGGAUUUUGCACAAUUGCAUUAUUUACAAUGGGGGAAAUCACAAAUUGACACAAACAGCAAAAGUCAUAAUUAAAAUCUGUGAACAUGAGAUGAAUGAAAUUGAAGUAUGUCCAGAAUGUUAUUUAGCUGCUUGCCAAAAACGAGAAAAUUGGUUUUGUGAACCUUGUAGCAAUCCACACCCAUUGGUUUGGGCUAAACUCAAGGGUUUCCCAUUCUGGCCGGCUAAAGCACUGAGAGAUAAAGAUGGUCAAGUUGAUGCUCGUUUCUUUGGUCAACAUGACAGAGCCUGGGUUCCAGUAAAUAAUUGCUACCUCAUGUCUAAAGAAAUUCCUUUUUCUGUGAAAAAGACUAAAAGCAUAUUCAACAGUGCAAUGCAAGAGAUGGAGGUUUAUGUGGAGAACAUUCGUAGAAAGUUUGGCGUAUUUAAUUAUGCACCUUUCCGGACACCAUAUACUCCCAACAAUCAGUACCAAAUGUUGUUAGACCCUUCAAAUCCUGGGGCUGGAACUGCUAAGACAGAUAAACAAGAGAAAAUCAAACUUAAUUUUGAUAUGACAGCAUCACCCAAGAUUUUAAUGAGCAAACCUAUGCUAAGUAGCAGUACUGGACGAAGAAUUUCCCUAACAGACAUGCCACGUUCACCAAUGAGUACAAAUUCAUCAGUACACACUGGAUCUGAUGUGGAACAGGAUGGAGAGAAAAAAGCAACGUCUAGUCACUUUAGUGCAAGUGAAGAGUCCAUGGAUUUUAUUGAUAAAAGUACGGCUUCUCCAGCACCAACAAGGACAGGCCAAACUGGAAGCUUGUCGGGUAGUCCCAAACCUUUCUCUCCUCAACCAUCAACUCCUACAGCUGCAAAGCAAGAAAGAACAUCUACUCCAGGCAGCAUUCUUAAUCUUAAUCUUGAUCGUAGUAAAGCUGAAAUGGAUCUGAAAGAGUUGAGUGAAUCUGUCCAGCAGCAAUCUACUCCUGUGCCACUGAUUUCACCAAAACGACAAAUUCGCAGCAGAUUCCAGCUGAAUCUUGACAAAACAAUAGAGAGUUGUAAAGCACAACUAGGAAUCAAUGAAAUAUCUGAAGAUGUUGCAGUAGAGCAUAGUGACUCAGAGGAUUCUGAAAAGUCAGACUCCAGUGAUAGUGAAUAUAUCAGUGAUGAUGAACAGAAGUCCAAAAAUGAUCAGGAAGAAGAAGAAAAAGAAGGUAUAAGAAAUGAUAAAGAAUCUUUAAUUGUGAAAAAAAAACUAAAGCCACCAACACCAACAGAAGAAAAAGAGGAAAUUAAAAGUACAAGCUCAGAAGUGGAGAAAAUAAAUAGCCCUGCCAAAGAGAAGGCAAAUGUAGACUCUGAUAAAGAGCUUACAGAAAAAGUGAAAAAUUUGUCACAUCCUGCAAAGGAAAAAUUGAAAACUAAAGAGGAGACGGACUCUCCAACAGUGCAUCUUGGUCUAGAUUCUGAUUCAGAAAAUGAGCUGGUUAUUGACCUAGGUGAAGACCAGUGUGGUCGUGAGGGACGAAAAAACAAAAAAGAAGUCAAGGAAUCGCCUCCUAAACAAGAAGCUGCAGCUAAAACCCCAAUUCCUUCAAGUGUCAACAGUCAGCCUCCAGUUGAAACCCACGUGCUUACUCGAUCAGCAUCCCAGACACCCCCAGCCGGUGUUACAGCUACGACAAGUGCUGCUUCUGCUGUCAGCACUCCAGCUGCAGCUACUGGCAGUCCAGUAAAAAAGCAGAGACCUCUCCUACCAAAGGAAACCGUCCCAGCUGUGCAGCGGGUAGUAUGGAAUUCUUCAAACAAAUUUCAGACUUCUUCCCAGAAAUGGCAUAUGCAGAAGGUGCAAAGGCAGCAACAGCAGCAGCAGCAGCAGCAGAAUCAGCAGCAGCAGCCUCAGUCUUCCCAAGGAACAAGAUACCAGACAAGACAAGCAGUGAAAGCUGUACAGCAAAAAGAAAUUACUCAGAGUACUUCAACGUCAACUAUCACCCUGGUUACAAGCACUCAGCCUGUUUCUAUAGUAACCAGUUCUGGAUCAGCAAAUACACUUUCAUCUUCAGUUAAUACAGACUUGCCAAUAGCAACUGCUUCAGCAGAUGUGGCUGCAGAUAUUGCUAAGUAUACUAGUAAAAUGAUGGAUGCUAUAAAAGGAACAAUGACUGAAAUAUAUAAUGACCUUUCAAAAAAUACUACUGGAAGCACAAUUGCUGAGAUUCGUCGUCUGAGAAUUGAAAUUGAAAAGCUUCAGUGGUUACAUCAGCAAGAGCUCUCAGAAAUGAAACAUAAUCUGGAACUCACAAUGGCUGAAAUGCGACAAAGCUUAGAGCAAGAAAGAGAUCGUUUAAUUGCAGAAGUGAAGAAACAACUGGAAUUGGAAAAGCAACAAGCUGUAGAUGAGACCAAAAAGAAACAGUGGUGUGCCAACUGCAAAAAAGAGGCCAUCUUUUACUGUUGUUGGAAUACCAGCUAUUGUGACUAUCCUUGCCAACAAGCUCAUUGGCCAGAACAUAUGAAAUCUUGUACACAAUCAGCUACUGCAACACAGCAAGAGACAGAUAGUGAAGUUAGUUCAGAAACAUUAAACAAAGCAUCCCAACCUGGUUCCAGUGCACAGCCUGCACCUACAGAAACAACCAGUGCUCCAAAAGAAAAAGAGGCAGCUGUGGAAAAAAGCAAGGAAAGUGUUACGAUAGCAACAGGUGUGACAAGCAGCCAGCCUAUAAAGUUGGUCCAGGUACCGCAGACCACUACCUAUAUGCCAACUACUCAACCCACAAGUACCAUUCCGGUAGUAGUAAGUCCUACAGCUGGGACUGUGGCAAUGAGAACAGGAGUUCAGUACGUUCAAACGACCAUGCCUGUCCAAGUACGAAGAGUCUAACUGCUAAUAAAGGAGACCAGGCAACUGUUGGAACAAUAAUAAUCUCUUCAUUAGAAAUGUGAAAAAAAAAUGCCUACAGUUUUUUGGAUUAACCUCAAAGGUUGAGACUUUUACUUUUGUACAUGUGUACAAAGCAUUAACUACACUACAUUAAUGUAAAGCAUUAGUGUUGGCUUUAAAAAGCCAGAGGACUGAUAAAAUUGAUGAUAAAUCUAUACUGUUGUAAAUUAUGUACAAUUUGUGGAUGACAUUAAGAGUGCCAUCCCUUUUUUAUAUUUGUACUGACUUUAGCACAUGUUGGAAAUUUGUGAAGGAAAGACUAAAUCAGGCUUGCCUAAAUGUCAUCAAGAGGAAUGAUCUUCUGGGAAUGACAGUUGCACAUAGAAACCGUUCUUCCUCUUUAGAGUUUAAAGAAGAGAAGAUCCGGAAUAGUUGGCUUGUAUUUGGAAAAGAAGACAAUGCUCUGUGUGUGCAACUGAAAUUAGUACUGGCAAUUUUUAAAAAAAAUAAUUUUCAAUCUUUGGGUCUCAAGUACAUUAAACAGCAAAUUUUGUGUAGCGUAUUUAAUGUGAGAGAGAAUGUUUACAAAAAAUAAAGUUUUGUUAAUACUAAAGAAAAGGAAACAAGAACCUUAAUAACAGUUGGCAAUACAGUAAUCAAAUAUUUUGGACACAAGUGGAUCUGGGAGAUACCCUUCCUACUGGGUUUACACACACAUACAUAUCCAUACAAGCUUUUCUGGAGGACUUUGGAAAAAGGGAACACAAGAAUAAGAAAUGGGCAGGUCGCUUGGGAAAAUGGGUAAAAGACAUUGAUGCUGGGCUAGAGCAUGUAUUAUGGGAUUUUUUUAUGUUUUUAUGUGAGCAUGAAGCAGUACAGUAUGAGAGAGAAAGUAAUCCAUGAAAACACUGUCUGUUACACUUAUACUGUAGUAUCAUUUUGUAUGUUGUAUAAACAAAAGCAUUGAACAAAGCAAGAUGAUGUAUGUAUAUGAGCAAAUUUAAUUGUAUGAUAUCAUUCCAGUACAUUUUGUUGUACAUUUUAGUCAUAAUUGAUUUCUCCCAUUGUUUAUACAGAAUGCAGUCUGUACAGUCUCCAGCUAGUAUGCACAUUAGAGGAAAGAAAACAAAAAUGAACAGGAAAAAAAAAUCAAGAGCAGACUAUUUGUGAAUUGCAGUUGUGUCAAAGAUAGCCUAGCUGGCCUUAUUUGUGAAGCAUAAUUGCUUUUAGCAUAUGGAAGUAUUUUUUCACAUUUUCUUUGUAUAAAAUUUGUAUUAAACUAAAUAUCUUUUUUGCUUA
This is a messenger RNA of Crotalus tigris (Tiger rattlesnake), 5079 nucleotides long. It is a transcript of the gene ZMYND8, whose product is annotated as zinc finger MYND-type containing 8. Bases 253 to 3780 code for a protein of 1175 amino acids. Gene Ontology annotation, molecular function: protein binding. The transcript has 22 exons. Gene Ontology annotation, biological process: regulation of DNA-templated transcription. The record is from RefSeq and is a predicted model, not a curated record. Lineage: Eukaryota; Metazoa; Chordata; Lepidosauria; Squamata; Viperidae.